Molecule: messenger RNA, 5286 nt
Organism: Anneissia japonica
Lineage: Eukaryota; Metazoa; Echinodermata; Crinoidea; Comatulida; Comatulidae
Product: basigin-like
Exons: 5
Biological process (GO): homophilic cell-cell adhesion
Cellular component (GO): presynaptic membrane
Source: RefSeq, a predicted model, not a curated record
ACUGGCAUUUUUCCCUCAGUGAGCCAAUGUUUAAUAGAAGGUAAAGAACGCUAUCCAGAGGGUGAUGAUCCCCAAUUGGUAUGUACAUGCACAGAGUCUGCCAGCACUGAAACUAUUUGGUGGUGUUUUCAUGCAAGUUGUGAGAAGAGUCAAGGUCUUGGAAAUGGUGCAGACUAUAAUAUUCAAUCUGAUUUUGAUGGAAGUUCAGGUAAUUCUAAAAGUACGCUGACCAUCAUAAGUAUCCAGGAAGAUGAUGUUGGGGUCUACUUCUGCCGGUCAAGUAAUGGAGAUGGCUUUGAACAUAAAAUUGAAAAUGUGUUUGCAGAUGUAAAGAUCACAUUGGAUCCUGAGGGCGACGCAGAGUUAAAGUAUGGUGAAGAUAUUGUAUUAACUUGUACAAUAGAUCAACCAGAUAAACAACCAAUUUGGAUGAAAGGUGAUGCUACCUUAAAUUCAGGAGAUAAUCAUGUGAGUGAAGGUGAUGAGGUUGUCAAUGUAAAUGGUGGAAAAUUGACAAUCAAAGAUGCCAACAUCCAACAAGCAGGUACCUAUAUGUGCUCAGCACUGAACUCAGAAUCUCCUAAAAGUGUUGUUUUGUGGACAAGAAUUGAUAUUACUGCUGAUCAUUCUGUGAAAGUGACAGAAGGCAAGAAUGCUGAGUUGGUCUGCGAGGCAAGAUCAUCCCCAAUGCCAAACAUAUUCUGGAAAAGAGAUGGACAAAAAUUCAAUUACAGUGCUACUGAUGGCACUAAAGAUCCCAAUGAUGAUAUUUUUACUCGUACAUCAACACUCAAGAUUGAAGAUGUUACGACUCGUCGUACUUAUACAUGUGAAGCAACUCAUGAAUAUACUAAUGCCACAUCUCAUGAUAUUCUGCUACGUGUUAGAGGCAAGCUGGCCUGGCUUUGGCCAUUUCUUGUGGUGAUUGGUAUUUCUGUAAUUCUGGCCGCCAUAUAUAUAGUACUCCAUUUUAAAGAGGGACACGAUGAAGGUGAUGAAGAAGAGGAUGAAGAUGAUAUGACAAUGCUGGCUGGAAAAACUAAGAAAUCUGCUGAUGCUGCUGAAGCCUAGAUAUACACAAGCAGUUCCUUCCCUCACCCGCAACUUUUUUUAACAGUUUGCCAUACAGAUUUAUGUGCCAUAUUGAUCACGAUCCAAUUUUUAAAAACAUAUUGUGUUGCUGGUAUCCAGGAUUUACGUUGCUUUGUAUUAAAUUUAUAGGGAGACUGUUACCCUAAAGCAAUCAUACAAUAUACUGAACAAAGUAUUGUACUUAAAUUAUGUGUAUAUUUUGCAUUGGUUCAAUGCCAAUUAUGAAUAUUUCAUUACAAUAUAUCCAAGAUUGCCACACAGCACAUGAAAAUUGUAAGAAUGCAAUUUAAGAUACGAUACUGUAAGACAAAGUUACGUGUAUCAUUGGCGAAUUAAAAAAAGACAUGAUCAAGAAAUUGUAACAACCAUGCAUUGCCUACGACAGUGCAUAUCUGUUAAUACCUAGCCUUUAGAUAUACUGCAGUUUCAUUGUUUUUCCAUUAUUGCCACUUUUAUAAAUUUGUAUUAUUAUUGUUAUCAAAUAGUUCAAGAUAUUUUCUUACUUUAUAUAUAAUGAACAUUAUGAAAUUACAUUAUUGGUUCAUCAGCCUUAACUAAGAGAAGUAAACUCUUGUAAUUCCAUGUCUAAAGUACUGUACGUAGCUUGUGUGGGCAUUACCAUGCCAAUUAUGUUAGGAUGUAUAGGUGAAUGAAUGAUAAUUACAUGGGUUAUUGGAACUGGUCAUCUGUAUAUAAUAGUUAGUGAUUGAUAUGUAAAUGUUGACACUGUUCGUCUGCACUAGUAGUUGCAAAUGUUAGCUGGCUAUUAAGGGAUUACUGUGGUGCACACGUUGAUAUACACUACCAUCACUUUUAAAUGCAAAAGUAGUAGGGUUAUUGAAUUUUCAGAAACUUGCACAAGAAGGGCCUCCAAUUACCACUUUAUCCAUUUCACUUUACACCCAGGAAUAUAAGUGGUUACCUAGCAGUUGUAGUUCCAGAUAUCUGCCAACUAGGAAGUCCAAAAAUCCUAACAGCAGGUACAGCCCAAGGGGCCAACUGUCCCUCUGGCUAUACCCCCUGGAGUAAAACCCCUGGUGGGGGAAUCUUACUGUUAGAAACUGCAUUCACAGUAACUUUGGUUUGAUUGGCAAGUUAAUAUAUUAGUCAGAUGACCUCCAGUUGCAUUGCCGUUGCCCUAGCCUUCCGCUCUCAUCACCACCCACUAUACCACCAACCCAAUGCUGGUGGUUCCACUACCUGGUACAUACUGUAGAUGUAGGUUUGAAUGCCAGUGAACAGAUACUAGCUGCAGAGUUAUGGAAUAUUCAAGGUUUGACCUAAUCACCUUGUUAUUAGUGUGAAGUGUAGGGUGCCCUUUGCUUUAGGCUAUGUAAGAUUGAGAUGACAAAGUGGGUGUGCAAAAUAACAGCCCAAAAAAUAAUUUAAAUUGUAUUUCAUUAACCACAAAUAAUAGGCAAAAUUGUUUAAAGGCUAAGCUUGAGAACUAUAUAAGGUCUUUGCUACCCUGAUGCCUUACUCGUAAAAUGCAGUAUUAUGUACGCCUCCCUGAAAGGGGACUAUUUACAAUUAUGUGCUUAAUAUUUUGAGAAACAUGUUUAAUCAUCAGAAUUCAAUAGGGAACUUUUGAUUGCACUACGACUGCAGCAUCUAGAAGGUAAUGAUGGCUCUAAGAUAUAUUCUUGCCAAAUCUAUGUUGUGCAGAGAACAUAGGAUGGUCAUUGAUGAAUCAAAAGCUCCCUAAUGCAAGACCCUUGGAUAUCCAUUUAGUUGCUGCACCAACUAAGUUUCUAAAUUUCUUUGGGACAAUGUUUUUCUCAAUUCUAGUAUGAUUAGAUGCCAGUUUGAUGCUUUUACAAAGUUGACAUUGUACAUACAGUAAAUAGAAGAAACUUGAGCUGUGAGUUGGUCCAGUUUUGUACGUGCAUUAUUGAUAUUUAUAAUAUAGUAUCAGUCUUUUAUGAAUUUUAGGCAUUGUAGGUCAUCAGAUUGUUCCAUACAAUGUGCAUCAUUUUGUUUAUGAAUUAAUUAGGUAAAUAUGACUUGUAGUUAAAUAUAAAAAUAAUAGUUAAUAUUUCACAUUUUGUAUUGUUUAAUUUGUUAUCCUCUGCAUUCUACAUCAUAUUAUUUUUUUUAUUAUAUUUUUAAUAAUAUUCACUUAUUAAUUUUACAAGAUUUUUUCUAUAAUUAUAUAUAUAUUUUUUUCAUAAUUUGUAUAAUUAGGUUUUAUUAUUGCAUUCUGAAUAGGGUAUAUCUUAUUUAAUUGUGAACAUAUUCAUAUUCAUAUUCAGCUUUAUGCUGAGAUCCCUAACACAAUGCUUUUUAUAAUAUGGGUAACAUUUUUACUUUUAUUUUAAAAUUUGUUAACCAGUAAAUGUUUCAUUGAAGUGGCUGUUUUGAAUUCUGUAUUAUAAGCUAUGAUGCAGUAGUCUGCCUUUUUACAUGUAUCAUUAUAACAACAUUAUUUGUAAGCCUGCAUAUCAGCGAGGUGAGACUGACCACAUGGUUGUACAGUUGCUGUACAUGCUGCUUAUUGUUGUUUACGUUUUAUUUUGUUUGCAUGUAUGUUAAUAUGGCCUCCAUGUCAUGAUCAUGUGAAUGCAAGACUGUCAUUUUAACAAACUGUCGGAUAGUCUGUUCAGAUCAAGUACAAAUUACUCGUAAAUGUGCACACCUGAUAAAUUGACCUUUCACCUGUGCUUAAUUUAAUUACACAUGCAUUACUUCACAUGAUAUAUUACAGUAGUCUAUAUUGUUCAGUGUAAAUGUAAAAUACAGCAUUUUAUUUGUUUUGAUGUGGUUUAGUGACAAUCAAGAAUCACCUAUUUGGCAUGUUUGUAUAAUGCACUUACCUUGUACCUUAUCAUUCUGUACAUACCCACAUGAUUAAAAAACCUCUAUGAUACUAAUUCAGAAAAAUACCCUGUUGGUGGUUUCCUGGGGCAGCACCAAGAUUUGCUGGAUGGGGGACCUAAUGUGACGAGAGCAAAGUGGGUUUUUUUUUUUUGUGGUGCAGGGUCCUGGGGNNNNGGGGCGGCGGCGGCGGAGCAAAUCCCAAGAACAUUUAGGAGUUUCAAAGGCUUAUUUAAUUGAGUUUAGAGUCUACGAAUAUGUAAAAAAUACAUGUAAUAUUUUUUUCUCUCCCACAAAUUGUUUUUUCUCCCCGACGCGACCCUGUGCCCACCCACCACUGGCGCCACCCCGGUUGUUUUACUCUUAUAUGGGUCUUUUACUGUAUUGUGCUUUUCUAUGCUUGGUUUGGUAUUAUACUAUCAUGUCUCUUUCAUAGUUUUGUGGUAUUGUGGUAUUUUAGGAUAUUUGAUCAGAUUAAAUACAGUAGUUAAAAUAAUUACAUACUUUUUAAAUAUUACAAUUUUACUAUAUAAAAUGGCAUCAGUAUAAAAAUGAUACUAAACUUCAGAUAUUGUAUGAGUAUGGUGACUCAACAAACAAACGUGAGACAUUUCAUUCUUUAUUAGAACAUUGCCAAGAAUGAUUAUACUGUAGUCCAUGAUGGUGACAAUACUUAACUACCAGAAAUCAAAACAAAAUAAUCACAUAGAAUCAGUUAUGGCCUCACGUUAGUCAUUCUUCGGACUCGCCAUACUCAUAAUCUAUUUGCAAAUAAUCAGUGGAUCCUUUGGUUUAAGAUAUUAUAAAAUGAAUGUUAUGGUAACCGGGGAUGUCAUGAUACAUGACAAACUCAAACAAACAAACAAAAAACAAACAAACUUCAUAGUUGUUCAUUCAGACACAGAAAAGAAGGGAUUUUCGGAUAUGGAUGCUUAGCCCUGUACUCUUGCUAUGGUACAGUACAUGUAAAGAAUGUUAGACUUGCUGUAUAGUGCAUGUCAGACAAUGCUAUAAAUGGUGUGGUUGAACAAGCACUUAAAUUGUUGAUUGAAUAAAGUAGUUUCAGUUACUGCUGGCGGUAAGUCAUAAACCCUUAUUGAACGUAUGAUGUUAGGUGUAUUUUCUGACAUACAGGAGGAAUAUUAUCGUCAUUCCAGAAAAAUAAUAUACAGUACACAAAAAAAAAAAAAAAAACUACAAUGCAGUAGUUCAAUAUAACCCUUUGACUCAUCAAUGACGUCAUACCAGUACUAACUACUCUGCUUGUUGUAAUGCUAUUUAAUAUGUAGCUUUUUUUUACAAUUUCAGAACUCAAUAUAUAUUAUGCAAGUUAUAUGUUAAUUAUUUUUAAUCAUUAAAACCUAAUUCAAAUUGUUGAAA